Messenger RNA from Juglans microcarpa x Juglans regia, 3980 nucleotides. Its product is annotated as receptor-like protein 14. Gene Ontology annotation, molecular function: protein binding. The transcript has 11 exons. NCBI's taxonomy places the organism in Eukaryota, Viridiplantae, Streptophyta, Magnoliopsida, Fagales, Juglandaceae. The coding region runs from base 128 to 3907 and encodes 1259 amino acids. The record is from RefSeq and is a predicted model, not a curated record.
UAACUUUCAAUUUCAGCCACUCUAACACUCUCAAGUCCCGUGUUCCAUUUUGCUUAUAUAUAUUCGAGUUGUGGAAAGCCACGAUACUCACAAUAGAACAGCCAAAACAAGCAGAUUUUAUAUAGAAAUGAAUAUGGGUGUCUUACAAUAUUAUUUCUCAAUGAAGGCUUUGCUUUGGGUUUUAGUGGUUUUUGUUCAAACUCGUGAGUACAUGGGUUGCUUGGAGGAAGAGAGAGCUGGUCUGCUUCACUUGAAGUCAUUUCUUAUCAUAUCCAUUCCGUCUUUCAGAGCUUAUAAUUCAGACUAUGAUCGUCUUCCUUCAUGGGUCGACCAUGAGAAGAGUGAUUGUUGUAAUUGGGAGCGAGUCACGUGCAACUCCACCACAGGUCAUCUAAUAGAACUGUCCCUCGAGAAUUUAAUGCAGGAUCCUCGUUAUAACUAUUAUGAUUAUGAUUAUUAUUAUUAUUACGAAAUGGAGAGAUUUCGUGAGGAACAUCGAUGGUUGUUAAAUGUGUCUCUAUUAGAGCCUUUCAAGGAGUUAAGAAGUCUUGAUCUAUCCUGUAAUGCAAUCGAUGGUUGCAUACCAGAUGAAGGAUUUGAAAAGCUUUCAACCCUAAGGAAUCUGGAAAUUUUAAACCUUGGUCGCAACUUCUUUGAUGACAAUAGCAUUCUACAAUCUCUGGGUGCUAUCACUUCGCUCAAGACUUUAAAUCUUACUGAGAAUAAGUUGGAGGGAUACUUUCCAGCACAAGAAUUAGUUACGUUGAGAGAUUUGAACACGCUGGAUAUAAGCUGGAAUAGGUACAAUGGUACCCUCCCAAAUCAAGGUUUCGAAAGGCUAGCGGUACUGAGAAACUUGGAGACAUUGAUCCUCGAUUGGAAUUGGUUUGGCUACAUGAGCACCAUACCAUCUCUAAGUAACCUUACAUCCCUUAUGACAUUAAGUCUUUCAUGGAAUAAUAUCAGAUUUGAUGAAGGAGUAAAUGUUGAAGGUGGCAGUUUCAAAAGGCUCGCCGUAUUGAGAAAUCUGAAGACAUUGAAUCUCGAAUGGAAUCACUUUGAUGACAGCAUCAUACCAUCUCUAAGUGGGCUUACAUCUCUUACGACAUUGAGUCUUGCGGGGAAUAAAAUACAAGGAGGUGAAGGUUCGAAAAUGUUGUCAAGAUUGGAGAACCUAGAGAAAUUAGAUCUUAGUGUCAAUUUCCUCAAGGACACUAACUUUUUUCAAUCAAUUGCUACAAUCAAAUCUCUCAAGAAUCUGAAUCUUCAUUGGAAUGAAUUGGGCCGAUCGUUUGGAACCAAAGGUUGGGAAAUAUUGUCAAGAUUGGAGAACUUGGAGAUAUUAGAUCUUUCUCACAAUUACCUCAACGACACUAGUUUUCUUCAAUCAAUUGCUGCAAUCAAAUCCCUUAAGAAUCUGAAUCUUGCUUGGAAUGACUUGGGGGGGUCCUUUCCAACGAAAGGUUGGAAAAUGUUGUCAAGAUUGGAGAACUUAGAGAUAUUAGAUCUUAAUAAGAAUUUCCUCAACGACACUAGUUUUCUUCAAUCAAUUGCUGCAGUCAAAUCUCUUAAGACUCUCAAUCUUCAAUACAAUGAGUUGACGGGAUCCUUUCCAACCAAAGAGCUAGCAAAUUUAAGCAACCUGGAUGUUCUUAUCUUGGGAGUUAAUCAUUUUGGUGGACGACUACCAAUGCAAGAAUUUUGUGCAUUGAAGAAGCUUGAAGUGUUAGAUCUAUCUUACAAUUACUUUGAAGGGAUCCUACCUCCAUGCAUAAACAAUAUGACAUCUCUUGUGGUGUUAGAUAUUUCCAAUAACCAAUUUAAUGGAAUUGCUUCAUCAUCAUCUGUAGAAGCCAGCCAGACAAGUCUCAAGUACAUUGAUUUUAGUUAUAACCAGUUUAUGGGCAUAGUCUCAUUCAACUUAUUUGCCAAUUACUCUAAGCUUGAGGUUCUUAGAUUCAAUGGCCAAAACAAUAAAGUUGAAAUAGAAACUGAAGGCUCCAUGGGUUGGUACCCUUUGUUUCAGCUGAAGAUCAUUGAAUUGCCUAACUGUAGGCUGAACAAGCUGACCGGCAGUUUUCCAAAAUUUCUUCAUGCCCAGAAUGAACUAGAUACAGUUACACUUUCUCACAAUAAGUUGAACGGAAGCUUUCCAAAUUGGCUGGUUGAAAACAAUACAAGAUUACACUUGCUAGAUCUUCGAAAUAACUCUUUUGUUGGCCGGUUAUAUUUAUCAACAUUGAUCCACACAAAUAUGAUCUGGAUGGAUGUCUCGACCAAUCACUUGGAAGGAAAACUUCAAGAAAAUAUUGGCAAGAUUUUUCCAAAUUUAGUAUAUCUAAAUCUUUCCAAUAAUAAUCUUGAAGGUAAUCUUCCUUCCUCAAUUGGUGGGAUGCUUUAUUUGGAGGUAUUAGAUGUUUCUUCCAAUAAUUUCUUAGGCAGAGUUCCAAGAGGAUUAACUACAGGUUGCUUGUCAUUGAGUAUUUUGAACCUUGCUCACAACAGCUUCAACGGUGCAAUUUUCAUUGGGACAAACCAGGAAAAUCUGCAGAUGAAUGAUAACCAAUUCACAAGUAUCACACCAGUACAUAAUUCAACUGUUUACCUAUCAUAUUUAGAUAUCAGCAACAACAAAAUUUCAGAUACUAUCCCCCGAUGGCUUGGGAACACGUCAUACUUGAGAACUCUUGUUAUGGCUGACAAUAGUUUUUAUGGUUCGAUCCCAUGUGAACUAAGUAUGACAGGUACGUUAGACCUUUCUCAUAACUUAUUUACAGGAUCGUUACCUUUUUGCUUGAAUCUACCAAAGCUUGAGCACCUAUAUUUGCAAGGGAACAAAUUCACAGGAUCAAUACCAAAAGUUCUUUUCAAUUCCUCAUCUCUUUUAACAUUGGAUAUUGGAGAUAACAACUUUACAGGCAGCAUCUCUGUUGAAAUCAAACAACUUCAAAGCUUAAAAGUACUUUUGUUGAGUAGCAAUCAUUUCACUGGUAUAAUUCCAAAUCAGUUGUGCUUGUUAAGAAUGAUAAGCAUAAUGGAUCUUUCCAAGAAUGCUUUUUCUGGAACCAUACCACAAUGCCUCCAUGACAUAUAUUUUGGGAAGACAGCGGCACCUAGUGUUGACUAUUUUAGUGGAAAAGUUGAUCAUAUCGGUUGGGGUAUAGAACCAACUUACACAUAUAAAGGUUUCUCAGACUGGGAUAGUAACGCUUACCGAUAUCUUAAAUAUGUUGAUGUAGAAGUGGAGAUCGAGUUUGUAACAAAAUAUAGGCAUAGUUCUUAUAAGGGUUCUAUCCUUGGUUACAUGUCUGGAUUGGAUUUGUCAUGCAACAAACUAACAGGCAGCAUCCCAUCGGAAUUGGGACAAAUAUCUUCAUUGCAUGCACUGAACUUAUCUUAUAAUCAGUUGACUAGUACAAUUCCUGAAUCAUUUUCAAAGUUGACUCCCUUGGAAAGUCUAGAUCUCUCUCAUAAUAGUUUGAGUGGAGAAAUUCCUUCAACACUGAUUGAUCUAACCUUUCUUGAGGUAUUCAGUGUGGCCAACAAUAACUUGUCAGGUAAAGUUCCAGAUAUGAAAGCACAAUUUGCAACAUUUGAGAAAAGCAGUUAUGAAGGAAACCUAUUUCUUUGUGGACCACCACUAGAUAAAAGUUGCGGCGAAGUAGAUGUGUCAUAUCCAACACAACCACAGUCUUCAAAUGCAAGUGACAAAAAAUGGUAUGAAGUAGAUCCUGUGGUCUUCCAUACAAGCUUCUUAGUAACUUACAUCAUUUUCUUUUUUAGUGUUAUCAGUCUUGUUUAUAUUAAUCCUUAUUGGUUGCAAAGAUGCUCCAACUUGAUUGAAGAUCUUAUAUUUGACGGUUAUUAUUUUUUUAUUUGGAAGCUUAAAAACUUUCUAUGUAUGUAGAUACACUGACUUUCUUGUAGCGUCUUUAAUGAUAGUAAUAAUGGUCAAUUAUCAAUGACUUUAUUUUGAAUAA